Molecule: messenger RNA, 2943 nt
Organism: Phoenix dactylifera (date palm)
Lineage: Eukaryota; Viridiplantae; Streptophyta; Magnoliopsida; Arecales; Arecaceae
Product: metacaspase-1-like
Biological process (GO): proteolysis
Cellular component (GO): cytoplasm
Molecular function (GO): cysteine-type endopeptidase activity
Source: RefSeq, a predicted model, not a curated record
UCCCUUCAACGCCAUGAAUGGCAACGAGAGCUCCAAGCCCUAACCCCUGGGUUCCUCGCCCUCUUCCUUCUUUUCUCCCAUCCAACCACUCGAUCGGCGGAUUCCUUCUCUCUUCCUCGCCUUCGCUCCGCAUCUCCGCUAGAAACUAUGGGGACGAGGGCUUGGAUUCCGGGGUUUCUUCCCCUGUUGGCCCUCGAAGCGGCGUCGCUGCCGGGAGGCGACGCCCUCGGGUCCGUAUCCGCCGGCGGGUCUCUGCCCCGGGGUCUCCUCCGGCAACUCGAUCCUCGGUGAUCAGAAUUCGUGCGCUGCCAUGGAUUUCCCGCCCCGUAAGCAGCAAUCGAGCAACGUCAUCGUGGUAAUUCCCCAAUUUUAUGCCCUCUCUGUGUCUUCUAGAGAGAAAUUAGGCCCGAUUUAUUGCAUUAUUUUGGAAGAAAUAUCGAGAUUUUUAUGCAUAUGGUUACAUCUCUCGUCCAUGGCAUGAUCCAGUCUCGUGUUCAUUAGAUAGAUGGUAAAACGAUAAUGAAAACCGCAAACAUGUUUUUUUCUUUUCUGCAAAUAGUUUGAAGGGUUCGGAUGAUUAUUAUAUUAGGUUUUGAAGAAUAAAAAAUGAGAUCUUAAUAAGAGUUAACCGGUGAAGACGCAGAAAGAUCGAGGUUUUCUCCGAGGAAGAAGUUUGUUUGAGAAAAGCCAAAUAGUAAGAGAGUUUAACGACCAAGAUACGGCUUAUGGAUGGAGAGAACGCGGAUUAAUUAUGUGGUGAUUGUGUGGAGCCGCAGACAUUUUACCGUUAAAAUGUAACCUUGAUGUUUGAAAAUUUGCAAGGCUGUUUAAAAUGCUGCUAUCCUUGUCUUGAUCGAUACAUGUUCAGACAACAGGAAUUAUCAAAAAUCAUUUUGUUUAACUGGAAGACUGGACGACUGCAAGUUGAUAACAGUAUUCCGUCCGAGUAAAAAAGCUGAUAAUGCACUAGAAUUCGGAAUUAUGCCAUACACUUUCAGCUUCCCUCUUUGAAAUAAUGAUACAUUUAUUCUGCAUGGGACCUUUUCUUGGCAUUAACCCCGAGUCACUGGAUCCAAGUUCACUGGAAGUAGCUAUUGGCUCAUCAAGCUUUGCCGAGUUUGAUGAAAAGACUAACGGGAAAAAAUGUCCAUAUUCUUGGGCGUGGACCCCAGAGAAGUUGCUGCAGAGAAUACGUACCUUGCUCUGGCUACUUUUUUUUCUUUUCUUCUGCUUUCCAGUUACUGUACUUUCUUCUUCGGAACAUUAAUGCAUGUGUAAAUUGUGCAUGGAGGCGGCACAUGAAUCUGUGCAGAAGAAGCAAAGGUGCAAUGAAUGCAAAGACAUGGGCUACCACAUCACAAGCAUCAGCAUCCAUUGGUGGUUUUGAAGAUGGCAAAGGGAAGCAAGCAACUUCUACCAUGCCAUCAAGUGGUUGAUGCAAAUCACCGUGCACAGGGCAUUUCUUGAACCUACCCCAAUUUCGGGUUAGUGCUCUAGAAAAAAAAGUAGGGAGAAUCUAAUUCCCCACUUGACCCCUUUCUGGCUUUCGGUUCUGUGGGAAUAAAGGUUAGAACGGGAAGGAAGAAGAGACUCGGACUGCAUCCAAAGAGAGCUAGCUCCGGAGAAGGCGGUGGGAACGAGAGAAGAAGAGAAAUUCUAUGGGAGGGAAGAGCAGGACCGCGAGGUGCAGCAGGUGCGGCGUCCAACUGGUGGUGCCGCCGUUUGCCCGGACCAUCCGAUGCGCCCUGUGCCAUGGUAUCACCAAUGUUGGGCCUCGCCAUGACCCGGUCCGGCAAGCGGUCGGCUUUGUGAGAUCCAUGGUCAAUUCCUUAAAUCCCCUGUCGAGCUAUGCAUCCGGCGGGUCCUCCAUGAACAACAACAACAACUCUCUGUGGAAUUUGCCACCAAGCUAUCCUCAGGUGCAGGGGAAGAAGAGGGCGCUUCUGAUCGGAGUGAGCUAUACGAUGAGGCGGUAUGAGCUCAAGGGGACGGUGAACGAUGUGAACUGCAUGAGGUACUUGCUGUGCGAGAGGUUCGGGUUCCCGAGGGAAUGCAUCCUGGUUCUCACAGAGGAGGAGCGGGACCCGUGGCGGAAACCGACGAAGGAGAGCGUGAGGAUGGCGAUGAGGUGGCUGGUGAUGGGGUGCGGGGCGGGGGACUCGCUGGUGUUCCACUUCUCCGGGCACGGCGUCCAGAAGCCGGACACUAACGGCGACGAGGUGGACGGCUACGACGAGGCGCUCUGCCCUCUGGACUUCGAGACCAACGGCCCGAUCUUGGACGACGAGAUCAACGAGACGCUGGUCCGCCCCCUCCCACGCGGCGCCAAGCUCCACGCCAUCGUCGACGCCUGCCACAGCGGCACCGUCCUCGACCUUCCCUACCUCUGCCGCUUCAACAGGGGAGGGUUUUACCAAUGGGAGGACCACAGCCCACCGUCAGGUGUUUAUAAAGGCACAAGUGGUGGUCUGGCCGUACUAAUCAGUGGUUGCGAUGAUCACCAAACCUCUGCAGAUACUAAUGCUUUUGCAGGCUCUGCCUCAACUGGAGCCAUGACUUACAGUUUCAUUCAAGCUCUGGAAUUUGAACCUGGUACUACUUAUGGUCGCUUGCUCACUGCCAUGAGGUCUGCUAUUCGUGAUGCCAACACAGGCAUCGGAGGUGGCCCAAUAGCUUCUCUUUUAAGAAAGGUUUUCAGCUUAGGUUUGACACAGGAGCCUCAGCUGUCUUCUUCAGAGAUGUUUGAUAUUUAUCGGAGGCCAUUUCUCCUGUAAUAUUUUCUGUUUUACCAAUAGAAUAUAUCACAGUAACACUAAGCAAAUUAGUACUUGCAUCAUGUGCCCCAUGUAUUGAUACUUCACUAUUUCUUUUCAACCUUACUGAGUAUUUGGAUACAUAUGGUUGUGGCUUGAUCACAUAAAGUUUGUUUCUAUGGUUGUGACA